GUGAUAUAUAUUCCGCUGGAUCAUAUUCCGCUGGGUAAUAUUCCGCUGGAUUAUAUUCCGCUGGGUUAUAUUCCGCUGGAUUAUAUUCCGCUGGGUUAUAUUCCGCUGGAUUAUGUUCCGCUGGAUUAUAUUCCGCUGGAUUAUAUUCCGCUGGAUUAUACUCCGCUGGAUUAUAUUCCGCUGGAU
This is a messenger RNA of Volvox carteri f. nagariensis, 186 nucleotides long. RefSeq lists its product as uncharacterized. The record is from RefSeq and is a predicted model, not a curated record. The annotation marks the transcript as partial. The transcript has a single exon. NCBI's taxonomy places the organism in Eukaryota, Viridiplantae, Chlorophyta, Chlorophyceae, Chlamydomonadales, Volvocaceae.